This is a messenger RNA of Paecilomyces variotii, 1479 nucleotides long. RefSeq lists its product as hypothetical. The coding region runs from base 162 to 1265 and encodes 367 amino acids. NCBI's taxonomy places the organism in Eukaryota, Fungi, Ascomycota, Eurotiomycetes, Eurotiales, Thermoascaceae. Gene Ontology annotation, molecular function: (3R)-hydroxyacyl-[acyl-carrier-protein] dehydratase activity. The record is from RefSeq and is a predicted model, not a curated record. Gene Ontology annotation, cellular component: mitochondrion. The transcript is spliced from 2 exons.
CCUGAUGUGGAUUAGCUCUCUCCGCAUUUUAGCGCGACCCCGGUUGGAGCGAGGUCGGAGAACCGGCAACGUUGCUUAGGCACCAUAUCAAUCCGAAAGUGAGAAAGGCUUUACUUGAUGAAUAAAAUGCAAGCAAAAGAGUACUUUAACAUUCCACGAUAAUGACUGCCAAAAUGCCAUCAAUGACGCAAAUCACCCAUUUCAACUAUCCCUUCACGCUUCGAGCGCGUCAUUUCUCCAGUUCUUCUAUAUACCGUUCAUCAACAUCCGAUUCGUCCCCACUGUCCGCUGCUUCAGUAGCCUCAUCAUUUCUCUCCAAAUUUGCAUCUUUGGGUCCUCAAACCCGCACUCAGACUCUCGAUGCAAACCAAUUGCAACUACUCUCUCUGACUCUGAAUCGUCCAACGCUCUAUGCUGACUCUCCUCAUCUAUCCAAUGCCGCACCACCUCCUGCGGGAACUCCACUCCCGCCUGGAUAUCACCUGGCGUACUUUACCCCUCCCUUUCUCGAAGGGGAGCUGGGUGCAGACGGCACGGAUAAAUCGUAUAAUCCAGAGUCACCGUUUACUAGACGAAUGUGGGCAGGUGGAGAGGUGCGAUGGCCACGGAGAGAUGGGGAAGUGUUGAAUCCUCUCCGCGUAGGACAGGAAGUUCGAGAGACGACCAAGGUGUUGUCUGCAGAGCCGAAGGUGGUGCGGAAAACGGGCGAAGAGAUGAUUGUUGUUGGUGUGGAGAAGAUGUUUGAGAAUGAAGAUGGGGUUGCGGUUAUUGAUCGACGGAACUGGGUCUUUCGGAAAGCUCUUCCUACCGAUGGGCCUAAACAUAAUCCACCACAGCCUUGCGUUGGUGUAUCUUCAUCACAACCUGCACCAGAACCUUCUUCUCCUACAGCAAAGGUACACGUCCGGACUUUGAAACAGACACCCGUCACCCUGUUCCGUUUCUCUGCACUCACUUUCAACGGGCAUAAGAUCCACUAUUCCCUGCCUUGGGCACGGGAAGUAGAAGGCCACAAAAGCAUCGUUGUCCACGGACCACUGAAUCUAAUUUCGAUUCUUGACUUCUGGCGAGACGUUCGAGGUCAAGGUGGCAAAUCAGAUGAAUUUUCCAUCGUUCCUGAGAGUAUUUCUUAUCGAGCUACGAAUCCGCUAUACGCGGAGGAGGAAUACCGUAUGUUCCUGGAAGAGGACGGAAAAGAAGGCCGAGUACAGAUAUAUGGUCCUACUGGUGAUGUUGCUAUGAAGGCGGAGAUAAGGGCUUUUUAAGGCUGGUGUAAUCACAUGUUUUCACUGUUAACUGCAUCUCUCUGUCGUUGGAUCCGGUGCUACAAUUGAGACAACUAGCAUUAUCUGAGGAGCGAAGCUCGCUGAGCUUGGAUUCAUCUAGCAACUAGCUCAGCCUAUUUAUCCCUGUGGGUGGAGGAGCCAGAAAGGCGUGGGAGAAACCCGACAGGAAAUCUGCCUGUAGGCAGAUUCCGAC